Molecule: messenger RNA, 1723 nt
Organism: Talpa occidentalis (Iberian mole)
Lineage: Eukaryota; Metazoa; Chordata; Mammalia; Eulipotyphla; Talpidae
Gene: SERTAD1
Product: SERTA domain containing 1
Exons: 2
Coding region: 134-853 (239 amino acids)
Cellular component (GO): nucleus
Molecular function (GO): transcription regulator activity
Source: RefSeq, a predicted model, not a curated record
GUCAGAGCUGCGUCUCGCGACCCAGGCGCCGGUUGCCGGAGGAGAGCGAGAGAACGAGCAAUGCUGCCGCCGCCGCUUCCUGAUUGGCUGCGGGUGGCUCCCUCUUCCUUCUGAUUGGCAGCCGGUGGACUGGAUGAUGCUGAGCAAGGGCCUGAAACGCAAGCGGGGGGAGGAGGAGGAGGAGGAAAAGGAAUCCCUGGCAGUGGACACCUGGUGGCUGGAGUCCAGCCAUCCUGCAGUCGCACAGGCACCCCUGGCUGGAGCCUCCAGUUCUCUCUUUGACCUCUCGGUGCUCAAACUCCACCACAGCCUGCGACAGAGUGAGCCGGACCUGCGGCACCUGGUCCUGGUGGUCAAUACAUUGCGGCGCAUCCAGGCAUCCAUGGCACCCGCAGCUGCCCUGCCAUCUGUGCCCAGCCCACCCACAGUCCCCAGCGUGGCCGACAGCCUGCUGGCCAGCUCGGACGCCGGCCUCUCAGCCUCCAUGGCCAGCCUCCUGGAGGACCUCAGCCACAUUGAGGGCUUGAGCCAGGCCCCGCAGCCUCAAGUAGAUGAGGGGCCACCUGGCCGCCCCACUGGGGGAACCCCACCUGACCUGGGUACCUUGGACCUGCUAGGCCCAGGCACUGGCUGUCUGCUGGACGAUGGGCUGGAAGGCCUGUUUGAGGACAUUGACACCUCUAUGUAUGACAGUGAACUUUGGGCACCAACCUCUGAGGACCUCAAACCCAGCCCUGAGGAUGGGCAAGGGAAGGAGGAGGCUCCUGAGCUGGAUGAGACUGAGCUGGACUACCUCAUGGACGUGCUGGUGAGCACACAGGCACUGGAGCGGCCACCAGAGCCCGGACGCUGACCCCCCCGGGUGAAUGGGUGUCUGGUGUCCAAACUGAGCCUGGUGGCUCAACUGGCUCUCCUUGGAAGGAAACAACUGAGAGAGGGGCUUGGGAGAGACCGAAUCUUGUCCUGGGCAACUUGACCUCCAUCUCUAGUCUGGGGUUGAUGGGGGAUCCGCCCUCAUGAUAGAAUGACAGGGUGAUUGGACCAGGCCCUGCGCGGGACCGAAUCCCCUGAGGUCAUAGUUUGGGGUAUUCCUACCCUGGUUGGGAGGAGACCCCGACCGUUUUUUUGACAUUAAACAAAUUCUGGGAAAUGUCACGUCGUGUGCUUCUCUAAGGCGAGGGUAAGCGGACAGCAUUGACAUAUUCUGAGUGGGACCAAGCCUCCAGCAGCUUCCACACAGUGCAUGUGUGUGACCUCACUGAAUCCUCAUAACCACCCCACAGGAUGAGCAUUAUUGUUAUGAUCACCCCCAUUUUACAGGCUCCAAGAGAUCACUUGAAGAAAUGGGUUUCAAUCCAGGCUUUAUUGGCCUGAGGAGAUCAAUUAUUACCUUUAACCUGCCCUGUAGACAAACUCUGGAAUACGCUCAGCCAAGUUUCCCUGGUGUGAGUGUGAGUGUGUGAGAGAGUGUGUGUGUGGGGGGGGGUAAUGGUGACAGCGGAGAAGCUCCCAGACCCCACCUGUACGUCUUCAAGGCUGGGGGUGGGGGCAAAAGGCAGCUCUCACAACGAGCCAGAAACCGAAGGCUGGAUGGCGCCUCUCCCCGGUUCUCGAGGAAAAUGGUGAAAAGGGACACUCCAGCAAGUCAUACAAAAAUAAAUAAAACCGUCACCGGGCCUCGAUCUCUCUUUGGCCUGGGGAGAGAGCAGUCGGGAGGCGGGCU